ACACACACACACACACACACACACACACACACACACACACACACACACACACACACACACACACACACACACACACACACCAAAAAGAGGAAACAGCUCGUUUGCUGUCUUUUAUCCGCCAUAUUUCCAGCCUGCGAAGCCGAGAUGAAGGACCGACUGAGUGAGCUCCUCAACAUCGCCUCCAAGCCUCCAGACGUGGACUUGGUCCUCAGAGACAGCCCGAAGGAGGCGGUGGAAGACUUCCAGGGCGAGGAGGCCAUGGCGGCCAUCCACAGGGAGGCUCAGGCGGCGAGGAAGGAGAUGCUGCUGCUCAAGAUGGACGUGAAGCGUCUGGGGAAACAGGGCACCAGGUUCCUGACGUCAGUGAGGAGGUUCAGCAGCAUCAAGCGCGACUCCAACGCUCUGGGGCGCGCCAUCAAGUCCCGAGGCGAGGCCAUCUACGCCCGCCUGGAGAGGCUGAAGGCCGCGGGCGAAGAUCUGGCCCGGGAACACGGCCCCUCCUCCACCCUGGCCCGCAUGGCGCGCUGCCAACACGCCUCCCUGACCGCCGCCUUCCACCACGCCAUGUCGGACUACAACCGCGCCGAGAUGGAGCUGCGGGAGAACUGCAAGACGCGCAUCCAGAGGCAGGCGGAGAUCGUGGGCAAGGAGGUGAGCUGCCAGCAGAUCGAGGAGAUGAUGGAGACGGGCAAGUGGAGCGUCUUCUCCGACAACCUGCUCUGCGAGGGCCGCGGCGCCCGCUCCGCCCUCAGCGAGAUCGAGAGCCGGCGCCGGGAGCUGAUGGAGCUGGAGGGACGCAUCCGGGGCGUGCGCGAGCUCUUCCUGCAGAUGGCGCUGCUGGUGGAGGAGCAGGGCUGCCAGGUGGACAACGUGGAGGCCAACGUGGCCCGCGCCUCGGACUACGUGGCCCAGGCCUCGCAUCAGGUCAGGAAGGCCGUCAGGUACAAGAAGGCCAACCCCUGCAGGAAACUCUUCUGCUGCUGCUGCUGUCCUUGCUGCAAUUGACCACGCCCACUUUCUCACCUUUUCUUUGGCACACAACCUCC
Nerophis lumbriciformis (worm pipefish) is the source of this 1046-nucleotide messenger RNA. It is a transcript of the gene stx11a, whose product is annotated as syntaxin 11a. Gene Ontology annotation, molecular function: SNARE binding; SNAP receptor activity. The record is from RefSeq and is a predicted model, not a curated record. NCBI's taxonomy places the organism in Eukaryota, Metazoa, Chordata, Actinopteri, Syngnathiformes, Syngnathidae. Gene Ontology annotation, cellular component: endomembrane system; plasma membrane; presynaptic active zone membrane. Gene Ontology annotation, biological process: synaptic vesicle fusion to presynaptic active zone membrane; exocytosis; intracellular protein transport.